AUGUCGAAACGGACAAGCAGCGUAGCCACCAAUGGCAAGGCAGCCAAAGAUGCUGCUGAUAGCUUCGCCGAGCCUGCCCACGACAAGCAGAAUCUCCUUCUCGCGGCCGACCCCGGUCACUUUUCUUUGAUCCGCGCCCUCCACCUCGCCGACGCAAUUACCCUCUGUAAUGGUACGGUCUCACAUAUUCCCAGCUUCUUCCGCACUCAUAUUGAGAGGAGAAGAGCACUGCUGACUUGCUGUGGAAUAGGAGCUUGUGGUGUCAUGUCAAUUUUUACCUCUCUGCGCUACUGUCUUGGCGAUCCUUCGUCCACUAGCACGCUGUACCUCGCCCUCUCCUUCCUACCCUUUGGCCUCUUCUUCGACUUCAUGGACGGUAAAGUUGCACGUUGGAGAAAGAAGAGUGGUAUGAUGGGCCAAGAGCUUGAUUCUCUGGCUGACCUGAUCUCUUUCGGCGUCGCUCCUGCUUCUGUGGCCUUCGCCCUUGGUUUGCGCACACCCAUCGACCACCUCUGCCUGACCUUCUUUGUCCUCUGCGGCCUCACGCGUCUCGCUCGCUUCAACGUAACUGUCGCCGCUCUUCCCAAGGAUGCAACUGGAAAAAGCAAAUACUUCGAAGGCACUCCCAUCCCUACCAGUCUUGGCCUUGACGCUGUGAUGGCGUACUUGGUAUCUCAGCGUUGGAUUCUUCAGGACCUUCCUCUCGGAACGUGGCUGUCGGGAACUGCACUGGAAUUCCACCCCAUUGCUCUUGUGUUCGUGGUUCACGGAUGCCUUAUGACCAGCAAGAGCAUUCAUAUCCCCAAGCCUUAG
Messenger RNA from Colletotrichum lupini, 813 nucleotides. Its product is annotated as CDP-diacylglycerol-serine O-phosphatidyltransferase. Lineage: Eukaryota; Fungi; Ascomycota; Sordariomycetes; Glomerellales; Glomerellaceae. Bases 1 to 813 code for a protein of 270 amino acids. The transcript has 4 exons. The record is from RefSeq and is a predicted model, not a curated record. Gene Ontology annotation, biological process: phospholipid biosynthetic process. Gene Ontology annotation, molecular function: phosphotransferase activity, for other substituted phosphate groups. Gene Ontology annotation, cellular component: membrane.